Molecule: messenger RNA, 1084 nt
Organism: Lolium perenne
Lineage: Eukaryota; Viridiplantae; Streptophyta; Magnoliopsida; Poales; Poaceae
Biological process (GO): guard cell differentiation; stomatal complex development
Source: RefSeq, a predicted model, not a curated record
ACAUGCCUCUGCUAGCUAGUCGCCAGGCAGCCCCUCCCCUCCGCUACCUCACCACAGUGCCCCUACCCCCUCCUCCUAGCUUACCUUCCUCGCUCACUCUCAAAAGCGUGUCUCUGCGACUGACUCACUGUGUCACUGGCACGCACGCACGCACGCACGAGCGGAAGCCUGGCCUCUGCUACAAAUCGGAUCAGAGGUCGGUCGGUGGCCGUCUCUGCUCGCUUCCUCCAUAACCAUUGCCUUCCAUUGCUGCCUGCGCUACCUAGCUGGCUAGCUAGCGUUUCGUCGCUUCGAGUGCCGGCGGGGUAGCUUGCCGUCAGCUGGAGGCUGGAGCCUUUGCAUCCGCCACCCAGCUGCUGUCAGCUGUGCGCGCGGGCUGCUCUCACUCGGCGCACCAUGGGAGCAGUGAGCCGCCGGAGCUGGCGCUGCUCCGCCGCCGUCAUCAUCGUCUUCUUCUCUGCGGCCGUUGCUGUCGCCGCAGCAGGGAGGCCAGCCCGUGUGCCCGCGGCGGUGCUGCAGCAGUACAUGAGAAGGACAGGGUCAUCGGCGCUGCUUAUACGGAGUAGCACGUCGUCGACAGACGGCGACGACACCGCGGAGGCUCCUCGCCGGCGUCUGGUAGGUCCGGGGUCGUCUCCGCCGACGUGCCGGUCGCGGUGCGGGCGAUGCACGCCGUGCCGACCGGUGCGCGUGGCCAUCCAGCCCGGGAUCGGCACCCAGUGGGAGUACUACCCGGAGGUGUGGCGCUGCAAGUGCGGCAGCAAGCUCUACAUGCCGUGAACGGCGCGGCACCGGCCGGGUCACCGAUAAGGCAAUUCGGAGGGACGCCUUGCAGCUUGCCGGCGGCCGUGCAUGCACCGAUCAUGCCAUGCGCGUCAGUGGCAUAGUUUUGGAAAUGGUAUAAAAACAGAGGGAUGGGGGUAAAUUACAUGGCUGUUAAUUAGUUCCUGAUGAUUAAAGAGUUACUGGUUGAUUAGCUAGCUAGCUAGCUAGACGUGUGUGAUCGGACCAGUUGGUCAUUGUAAUAUUUUGUGUAUAUGCAAAUUAAGAUCUGAAUAUUACCUGUGUCGUUAAUCGCCCGAUA